Messenger RNA from Racocetra fulgida, 288 nucleotides. The record is from the annotation of a GenBank genome assembly. NCBI's taxonomy places the organism in Eukaryota, Fungi, Glomeromycota, Glomeromycetes, Diversisporales, Gigasporaceae.
AGUUUUUCUAUAAUCUUAUCGUCUGGAAUCAUGCAACUUUUAAUGAUGAAGAUGUUCACACUAUUAAUGAUAUGUUACUCUUCUACGAAAAAGAUACAAUUGUAUUUGUUUGUGAUGCAAUGAUAGAAAAUAAAGUCAAUAAGAAAUUUGAACACUUUGAAACAAAAUUUGCAACAAAUAAUACUUCUUUUUGUUGGACAAAAAAUGAAAAUACUAUUGUUAAUUUUCUUAAAGAAAAGUUUUACUAUUAUUAUAUAAGGUCUAAAACUUUAUUAAAAGAUGACAACA